AUGAAACGCGAUGCGCGCUCCAGCAGAUGAGAUGCAGGAGCGCAACAGCAACAGCCGAGCGCAAAUUGCAAACGCGCAACUACAAUGACAACUUCCUGAUAUCUCAACCAAAAGUUUAUUCGAACUCUUUGCGCUUUUGUUUGCAAAAAAGCAUUGGCUUUCUUCUGUGUGCUGUGUGUGGUUUUAUGACUGAUAACGAAAUGAUUUCAUCACUACCCUCUAGACAUCUGCUGAAGUGGACAUCUGCAGUUGGGAUACUGUGGUACCUGUUGAUUCAGUGUGAUUGUUACAAUCUGGAUGUGGAGCAUCCUUUAGUUUUUCAUGGACCCAAUGGAUCAUUUUUCGGAUAUUCGGUUCUGCUUCAUCAGCAUGCUGAGGACACAUGGCUGAUGGUUGGAGCGCCUGUGGCCGAUUCCAGCUUUUAUCCUAAAACCAAAAAUCCUGGAGCCAUCUACAACUGCAGUGUUUGGAGCUCCCAAUGUGAGCAGCUGCCUGUUGGAGAUGUACAGAAAUGUGGAAGACACUGUCUGGCAGAGAAUGAUAACCAGUGGCUGGGUGUGAGUCUGUCCCGGCAGCCUUCACAAGGCCAUGUUUUGGCUUGCGGACAUCGGUGGAAGAAUAUCUACUACUCUAGUAAAGACAAUCAGAACAAGCUGCCGCAUGGUGUUUGCUUCAGACUCAGCCCAGAUUUGAAACAAGCCAAUCAUAUUAUUCCUUGCUAUAAAGAUCAUCAAAGGAAGUUUGGUGAUGGUUAUGGGUCGUGUCAAGCAGGAUUAUCAAAUUUAUUAACAGAGGACCUGAUGGUCAUGGGUGCUCCUGGUACCUCAUACUGGACCGGAUCCGUUCUUGUCUACAACACCACAAGCAACAUUUCAGCUGCUUAUGUGGAUGAUGACAAUGAAGUUCUCUAUGGCAGCUAUUUAGGUUAUGCAGUUAGUGCUGGACACUUUCUAGACCCUCAAAACACUGAGAUAGUGGGUGGUGCUCCCCAGCAUGAACAGACUGGUAAAGCCUACAUAUUCAGGAUUGAGGGCAACACUUUGAAAAUUGUUGCCAAAACCAAGGGCAAGAAGCUCGGCUCUUAUUAUGGAGCUAGUGUGUGUGCGGUUGACCUGAAUGCAGACGGGCUGUCUGAUCUGCUGGUUGGGGCGCCUAUGUUCAGCUCAGUGAGGGAGGAAGGACGUGUUCAUGUCUACAUAAACCAGGGAGAGGCUGAAAUGAAAGAGGCAAACUUUGAAUUAGUUGGGAGUGACUCCUAUGCAGCACGUUUUGGAGAAACCAUUGUGAACCUUGGCGAUAUUGAUGAUGACGGAUAUCCAGAUGUGGCCAUUGCAGCCCCUCAGGAGAACGAUCUCCGUGGUGCUAUAUAUAUCUACAAUGGGAGGAGAAGUGGUAUUGCAUGGAGUUUCUCUCAAAGAAUAACGGGCUCUUUGUUGGGCAAUAACUUCAGGAUGUUUGGCCAGUCAGUGUCUGGAGGAGUUGAUAUUGAUAGCAACAAUUAUCCAGAUGUUGCAGUGGGAGCUUUCCUGUCAGACUCAGCUGUGGUGUUCAGAACGCGUCCAGUAGUGAAGGUGGAUGCUGUCAUGUUGUUGCCUGAGAGCUUGAACCGGUCCAUAGCCCAAUGCACAGAGAAUGGUCUUCCUGCCGUGUGUGUCAAUGUUAUGGUGUGCUUCAGAGUCAGAGGAAAACAAAUCCCGGGAAACAUAGAACUGAAGUACAACAUAACAGCUGAUGUUCACCACAAAGAUGGAUUCCCUUCUCGUUUUUAUUUCAAUGGAAACGGCACAUCCAAUGUUACAGCAGGCAGAGUGAAGGCCAAGCAUGAUCAGCUCAUCUGUGCCACCCAUCAGGCCUUCAUGAAGAAAGACAUCCGGGAUAUCUUCACACCCAUCCAUUUUGAGGUGAAAUAUGAACUUGGAGAGCACCGUGUGCUACAGAGGGACUCAGUGGGCUUGCCUUCUCUCAAACCCAUUCUACAGCAGAAGGAUGAACAGGCCAAUGUCGUGAAAAACAAGACCAUAUUUGCCAGAUAUUGUUCCUGGGAAAACUGCUCAACCAACCUGCAGGUUUCUGCUCAUUUAGUUUUACUGCAGUCCUACAGGAACAUGCCAUACUUUGCUCUGGGGAAUGGGAAAAGCAUCAUGUUAAACACCACACUGGUCAAUAUUGGAGAUGAUGCUUUUCUACCCAAACUUUACUUGAGGUUUCCCAGUAACCUGCAUUUCAUCAAAGUGCUGGAGGAAGAUAAAUACAUCAGCUGUGAAAUCGCAGAGGAGAAUAAAGUAGCUAUCGGACUGGAUUGCAAUGUUGGGAAUCUACACAUCCCUCCUUUCUCAAAGAUCAACAUCACCUUUUUACUUGAUGUGAUGCAGAACAGCAGCGGGGGAAACCUUAGUAUUAACAUCAAUGCCACGAGCGAGAACUUUGAGAACACAGAUCUUCAGCACGACAACGUGGUCGUUCUUACGCUGCCCUUGAGAUAUGCAGUUGACUUAAAUGUUCACGCAUUUGUCUCUCCGACUUCAUUUCUGAUUGGAGAACAAGAGUCUGUGCCGGUCGACUGCUAUCCAGAGAAGUUCAAUUAUACGUACAAGAUGAUAAAUAUGGGUCCUAGUAAAGCUCUUGAUGCGAAAGUAAAGAUUGGCUUGCCUCUGAUGCUAGUGCCAUACAAAUACCAGCUAAUCAGCAUCACCGAUUUACAGACAACUCUUGGGCAUUGCUUCCAGAGGAACAAUACAGUUCAGAUUAUUGAUGACUGUGACAUCCCCGAACCUUCUUUUAUUCAAGAACUUGUGUUCUUUUUCUCCCCAAAAAGCAAGCGCAUAAUGUUCUGUGGUCCUGAAGAUAAGACCUGUAGGAUGGUGGAGUGCCACUUUGGUGACUUGGAGGUUGGAAAGGAAGUUGCCAUCACAAUGGAAGUGGAGCUCAACCCUAGGGUUCUCCAGAUGAGUCCAGGAAGACAUGCUGUCAUGAUGAUACAAGGCAUGAUUGACCUCAUUUCACCUGUAAAAGAUGCCAACACCAUCCUAUUACAGGAUGAUGUUUUUGCUACAGUGUUCUUGGAGGCUCUGUACAGCAAUAAGCCUGUAAUGGCUGUGCAUAUUUUUCUAAUAGUAUCCAGUCUGAUUGUUGGACUGAUCAUUUUAGCACUGCUCGUCCUCACCCUUUGGAAGUUUGGAUUCUUUGAGCGGAAGUUGAAGAAGGAGAAGUUUGACCGGGACAGUUGGGACUAUGUACCUAAGAAAGAAAGUGUGUCAUAAUAUGGGAUUGACACCUCAUACAAAACCAAGAAUGGAAGAGACAAACCAUGAAGGACUAAUGCUCUGUCGACAUCAGGAGCUGGACUCAUGAUAACCUAUGGCCAUUAACUGUAAUGGUUGAGAACAUUUAUCGCAAAGCGAUGAGGAGUACAAAAACUAUCAAAAGAAUUAGCAUUUUCUGUCAGCAGGAUGAAGCCAAUGCACUUUAGAGUAUGGAACAAACUACAUGUGUUCAAUGAAUCGCUCCGGGACUGUUGUGCCAAGAGAAAAAAGGAUUCAGAAUGUAUUGUUUCUACAGAACGUUUCGGCUCUUUUCCAAAACCUAUUGAGCAAUCUUGUUGGAGGAGGUUCCUAAAGGUAGGAAGCGUGGUCAAAUUGUAAGGCAGUGCCACGAAUACAAUUGAUAAGGUGCAAUUUGAGUUCGGAUUCUGCCUUAACAGCUGCCUAUUUAGAUUGUAGACUGCAAGGCAGCUCACUAGGUUUUGGAAUGGAGCCUAUGAUCACUGAACAACAUAUUGACUAAUGGUCUGCUGUAGAGGAGAAAUCGCACUGCUGUAGCUUUUCUUACUAAGGUUAUUGCUAUGUAUAUCCGAAGAGAGACUCGCUCUUUUAUGCCAGCAAGUUAGUAUACACUCCACAGGGGUGAAUCAGGAUUUUCUGGCACUUUCCAUCACCCUUUCCGAAGCACAACAUUGCUGUGAUAAGGGUUUUCACACCUUUGCAUCACCGUGGUAUUGGUACUCCUUGCAAAAAAAAAAUGACACGCAUUCUCUCUCUUCCAAAGCUCUAGCUGCUGAUUUCAAUAGUUAGAAGUUUAACGGAGACGCCAGAUGGAAGGAGCGAGUGUUUGCUGUGUGCUCUGGCUGGGUGCCAUGGAAACAGGGCAAAGGAGGCUGCUGUUGUGUGUGGAUGCUGCGCUACAGAACAGUGACAGGAUUGGCGUGUGUCUGGCUCCCAGCCAUUGCUUAAGAGUCUGUGUUCAUUUAUAGGACAGAAAGUCCAUAAAUAUACAACGCACCAUCACCUCUCACUCAUAUGCAGGCCCAUACUGAAUCUGCACGUGAAUAAAGCUUUAACAGUUAUAUUUAAGGUUAUAAAUUAAACAUAAAAAAACUAGCACUGAUAAAUUGAUUCAAUAAAUAACAAAUAGAAACUAAAAGUGUUCACUCAAUUUCAACCCAAACAUUCUGUAAAAUUACAAAGAAAAUUUUAUUUAAUUGUCCAAACCUGAUUUUCAUGUCAAAAAUAUUGUAUGCAGAAUGAUCUUUUUGCAGCUGUCAUAAGAAAUGAAAGUUAAAAAAAAUGCCUAAAUAUUCAAACAACAAAAUAAAAAAAAUUAAUAUACAUUU
Carassius carassius (crucian carp) is the source of this 4609-nucleotide messenger RNA. RefSeq names its product integrin alpha-4-like. The transcript has 28 exons. The record is from RefSeq and is a predicted model, not a curated record. Gene Ontology annotation, cellular component: integrin complex; external side of plasma membrane. Gene Ontology annotation, molecular function: integrin binding. The coding region runs from base 27 to 3260 and encodes 1077 amino acids. Lineage: Eukaryota; Metazoa; Chordata; Actinopteri; Cypriniformes; Cyprinidae. Gene Ontology annotation, biological process: integrin-mediated signaling pathway; cell-matrix adhesion; cell adhesion mediated by integrin.